Molecule: messenger RNA, 8174 nt
Organism: Erpetoichthys calabaricus (reedfish)
Lineage: Eukaryota; Metazoa; Chordata; Cladistia; Polypteriformes; Polypteridae
Product: oocyte zinc finger protein XlCOF6-like
Exons: 3
Coding region: 442-2463 (673 amino acids)
Source: RefSeq, a predicted model, not a curated record
GAGUUCUUGUAUGCCUUGUGAUAGGAAACAGACCAAUAAGAGAUACGUGUUUGGUCCGUAUACGAGCGCUUGGACGUAGCAUGUAACACAAUCGAAUUCUGAACGUGGGGUGCAACGCCCGGGCUGAAGUUUCAUUCAGUGGAGAGGCCUUUGAGCGACCGAGAGGGACACCGGGUUGACGUGGAGGCCCUUGUGUAGCCACGAGGGAGACCCGGUGAAAGGAAAGGCCCCUGCACAAGUGGAUUGGAGUCUUGGUGAGUGGACAGCAGGGCACCGCGGAGGUGGAACUGAAGUCCAGUGAUUGUGGCAGAGGGGAAUGUACAGUACAGCAAGGCCGUGGAGGUGUUGGGGCGAUGAAAGUAAAUGAGGAGGAAGAGAUCCUCCAAGAAGAUGUGUGGCUGCCUCCAAGUUGGAACUGUAGACUAGAAGCUUGAAUUAUAGAUGUUGGAGGACAUGGACUCUGCCAUGAUCAUGGAGUUUCAAAAAGUAGGUGAAAUGGAAGCAGGAACAAUUCACAUCAAAGAAGAAGAUUGUGAAUGGGAGAUUGUGCGCCUUACAGAAGAGGGUCCAGAGAAUUAUGAAAGUGAAGAUACUGUUCUUAAAGCAGCAAGGGAAAAAGAAGGCGACAAAGAAGAGGAGGAGGAAGAAGAUUUUGAGCAACAGUCUGUCUGUGUUAAAGUCGAGGAUUCUAGUAUAGAACGUGCAUCAGCUGAAAAGCAGCCUGAAACCUGUUUUCAAGACAGUGGUAGCUGUUCCCCAUCUUCACUUAAUCAGGACUCUCUUCAGUGCAGCACAGAGCUAGAAGAAUGUAAUGAUAAUGUGAAGGAGUCAACUUUUGGAGAAGAGAAAGCCGGAGUCUCCUCUUUCCAUUGCAGCUCUCUGUCUGAUGCAGGGAUUACAGGGGGAGAUUCCCUGAUAUCUGAAGGACAUGUGUAUUGCAGAGGUGACAUGACGUAUUAUAUCUGCCAUGACUGUGGAAAAAGUUUUAAGAACAAAUCCUAUUUUCAGCAUCAUCUUAAAAUGCAUGCUGCACACAAGGCUUUUGCUAGUGCUGAAUGUGGCAAACGGUUCUCUCAAAUACGUAAUCUGCUUACAAACAGAAGAAUUCACACAGAAGAGAGAAAAUAUUGUUGUCCUGAAUGUGGCAUAGAAUACACACACAGAUGUGAUCUGCAGGAACAUCUAAGAGUUCACACAGGAGAUGACAAAUCCUAUUGUUGCACUGAAUGUGAUGAGUGUUUCACAGAUCUUAACAAACUUGAGAAUCAUGAGUGUACACAUGCUGGAGAGAAACGAUAUGCUUGUUCUGAAUGUGGCAAAGAGUUCCGAGAGAGAAAAUCCCUUAAAAUCCAUCAGAAUAUUCAUAUGGGAGAGAAGCCGUAUUGUUGUGCUGAAUGUUCAGAACGAUACUCGGACUUGAGAGGUCUUGAGGAGCACAUGUUGACUCACUCUGGAGCGGAAGCACACCAUUGCCUUGAAUGUGGCAAGCAAUUUGCACUCAAAAGUGAUCUUCAGAAACACACCAUAAUUCACGGUGGGGAAAAUUGUCAUGGUUGUACAAUAUGCGGUAAAUGGUUUUCAGAAAAAAAAUCACUUCAGAUACAUCAGAGAGUUCACAAUGGGGAAAAGUCAUACAUCUGUUCUGAAUGUGGAAAACAGUUUUCUCAAGUACGAAGUUUUCAGGCACACACAAGGAUUCACAGCGGAGAGAAGCCAUACUGCUGCAUCGAAUGUGGUAAACAGUUCACAGACUUCAGCAGUCUUAAGAAACAUGCAAGAAUUCACAGUGGUGAGAAGCCACAUUCAUGUUCUGAAUGUGGGAAACGAUUUAUCUACAGGCGAGAUCUCCAGAGACACACAAGAAUUCACACGGGAGAGAAGCCGCAUUGUUGCUCCGAGUGUGGUAAGCCAUUCUCAGAUAUAAGAAAUCUAAAGCAGCAUAUCCUAACACACACUGGAGAAAAGCCACACUGCUGUUUCGAAUGCGGCAAGAGAUUCACACACAUAAGUGGUCUCCAUAAACACACGAGAAUUCACACCGGUGAGAAGCCAUACUCCUGUUCUGUGUGUGGCAAAGAAUUCUUCCAGAUAAGCCAUCUGAAGACCCACAUGAGAAUUCAUACUGGGGAGAAGCCAUUUUGUUGUACUGAAUGUGGCAAACAGUUUUCAGAGAGAAAAACUCUUCAGAUCCACCAGAGAAUCCACACUGGAGAGAAACCAUUUUGCUGUUUUGAAUGUGGUAAGCCAUUCACACAUAAAAGCAGUCUGCAGAGGCAUACCAAAAUUCAUGCUGGAGAGAAGCCCUAUUGCUGUACAGAAUGUGGUGAGCAGUUCUUCCAGUUAAGCAAUCUUAAAAAACACUCAUUAGUUCACAGUGGAGAGACAGACUCCACACAGGAUUGUGCAUCAAAUACAAAAUUCUGGUAUGUGACAGAUAUUGGUGUCAUACACCAGAAGGAAUAAGGAAGCACUUGUUAUCUAAAAUAUACCAUCUACAACAGACAGUAAACAGGGUAUACUGGUCCAAGAGAAGAUAAAUUCUAAUGAUGAUUGAGUCUUCAGUCCUGUGUAACUGUUUUGUGCUACAGGUGACAAAAGAUAAUUUGCAAAAUAUCUUGAUAGGGGACAAAAAUGUGUCAAAAGCUCUCCUAGAUUUACAGCAUUUAUUGAGAAAACCACUUUGAAAAUUUGGUGCCAUCAACAGUUGCUGUUCAAAGGGGAGAAUACAACUUCAAGAGAAUGAAACAAAACCUGUGUAAAAAGACUAAAUGGCUUUGAUGGGACAGUCCAUCCAACUAUGAAGCUCUACUGGCAACAGAACCCAAAUCAAAUCUGGAAGCCAUAAGAGGUACAAUAACACUUUGACCAUAAUCACCUGUGCUAACCUGCACAAGGAUGAGAAUCUUGAACGUGCUUUUUGCUGGGUGGGUUUCAGUGCAGUGCACCUAUACUAAUGUUUGAGGCAAACAUUUUCAGAACAGCAUAAGUACAACAGAAUAUCUCAAAAUUCCUAGUAUGAGAAGGUGCCUAGCUUUUCCCCUGAACUAGGCCAGGCAAAUUGUGAAAGACUAUGUGUGAUGUCAUUACUGUAUCACAAUUCAUUACUCGACCACAGUGCAAGACACAAAGCUGUGCAAACGGAAAUUUAAGUGUGGUUGUUGGUGCUACUGCCUACCAUUUUCAGCAUCAUUGGCUACUUUCCACAUUCAGAUAGCGACUAAGUGUAGUAUACGUGUACUAUACAUAGUUUUCUCAUUGUCUCCAUGUGUGCGCCACUUUGCUCUCACAAUCAAGGGAUAUGUAGAGUAAAACUAAGCCAAGCUCAUGUGAUAGGAUGACAUCCUCUCCUGAGUUUGUUUUUGUCAUGGUGCUUGAUGCCUCACUUCAUUAGAAGUUUUCUGGUAGGCUGCUUAUUUUAAAACCAAAUACCAACAGUGGCUGGUUAUAUUGUCCUGGGGGUUAGAGGAUACAAUUGAUGUUUUCCAUUAUUUUUUUUCAUAAGCACUAUGUACUUCAGCACUUAGUCGCCCCGUUCUGUGAGUGCAGGGUCUGCCACUUUCAUGGCUGUGCUGUUCUUGCUCCUUGACACUUCUACUUCAGAAUCAUAGCACUUACAGUUGGCCAGGACAAUGUUUGUCAAUGGAGAUUGCAUAGCUGUUUGCCUUAAUUUAUACACCUGUUAACCAGUCAUAUGGAGGAGUGUCUAUGUACGUUUGGCCAUAUAGUUUAUAUCCACAUAUUGGUUGUAUUUGAGAAUUUAACAGCUAACAUUUCAAACCAAUGCUUUACAGAUAUCCUGAUUUAAGUUUUCAGGCUCCCUUUUAUCAGUUGGUUUAAAACUGAAAUUAGUCUGUGCUGCUGGCUUUAAAACAAUGUCCAUCUUUAAAGGAAUACUCCACUCAAUAUUUUUUGUGUGUUACUUACCUAAUGUAGUAUGUAGUAAUGGCUGAGAUAUUGUUUAAUCCCUUGAUUUAAUGGAGAACAGAUCUUCUAACAAAAUUGGUGUCUGUGGUGGCCAGUGCUGUAAACAGCAAACAACAUCAAAAACAUCCUUUAAAAAUUUUCACAUUAAUUCUGUCCCACAAUCACUUAUCUAGUCAUCCAGACGUAUGCUCACAACAUACAAAAUUACAAGCAUUUUUUUUAUUUAUAUUUUCUGAAAAUCCAAACAAUGCACAAACAGGAAAAAUAUUCAUAAAUUAAAGACUUACCUCCCUCCUCAUUCAUUGGUCAAGAGUUCUGACAACUUAAAAGAAAACUGUCUAGAGGUGCACAACUCUGAUUUUCUAAUUGUAUUUAUUUAAAAGUAUUUUAACAAAAACUGCAUGUGUUUUUUUGCCUAUUGUGAGCAUACCAGUAGAUGACUAUGUGUGGAUUAUGCAACACAAUUAAGUCGGAGGCUUUUUUUAUGGAAGUAUUGAGUAUUGUUUGCAGUUGUCUAGUGUUGGUCACUACAUUAGGAACUUUGCUCUCCAUUAAAAUGUAAGAUUUUUUUCUCAGCCAUCAGUACAAGGUGCAUGAGGUAGAAAAACAGAUACUAAAAUUAUAAUUUUGUGCUGGAAUAGUCAUUAAAUAUAUACUAUAUAGGCAAAACUAUGUGCACAACCCUCCAAAUUAUUGAGUUCACGUGUUUCACCCAUUGGUAACGUACGUAAAAUCGGGUACAUAGCCUUGCAAACCACUAUUUAUAAAAUAUGUAUAAUUUUUUAGGUGCAGUAUUAUUUUAAUGUCAUUCCUUUUUAUUUCUUACCUAAAGUCACUAAUGGCGAAACAUCUUUUUUUUCCCAAGACAGUUAUACCAAAACCACUGUAAUGAAGUGCAGAAGCUGUUCAGUCAUCACUCAAAAGGCUGCUGUCCAAUGAAAUUGAUUUUUCAGCACGUUGGGAAGCUUGCAGAGCAUUGGCACAGCUCUCUUGGUCCUGAUUGCUUCUUCCAGGUAGUGCUGGUGAGUCCUGUAGGCUAUUUAGUGUUAUUGUUCAGUGGUUUUCAAGUUCAGUCCUUUGGAACUUUCAUAGUUGCAGGACUUUUAAUCCAAACAAUUUCACAAGAAGUACAAGAUUCUGCCUUUUAAUUGAUAUCAUUGUGUAAUCAUCUGUCUUGUGUAUAUUUCUAAGAAGUUCAUAAACAUUUGCUUUAUUUGCCAUUUAAGAAGCAUGUUUCUUUUCAAUUUACCUUUUUCUGUAGAGUGUGCCCCCUUAAUUGCAUCUAAAUUGCUGAUAAGGCAAAUUGGUGGCUUUGCGGCUAAGGAACUGUGCAAGUAUCCGAAAGGUUGCCAGUUCAAAUCCCUUUACUGCCAGAAGAGAUCCUACUCCGUUGGGCCCUUCAGCAGGGUUCUUUACCUGAAAAUUGCUCCAGAGGUGAUAUACAAUGGCUGACCCUGCACUCUUAUCUCCAAAAGUCAUGUGAAAAGACAAUUUCCCCUUUGUGAUUCAUACAGUGUACCAAAUGCAAAAAAAAAAAUUUAAAUUAAUAAUCAGUGAGCAGUGCAGGCAUGGGUGCAAACCACAAUGACUUGUUACACUUAUCUGCUCAAUAAGAAGUGUUCCUUGCAAAUGACCAAACAAUUUUAUGCCCUCUUAACAUUCAGUGGUGUCAGCAUUUGGGUGCAAAAAAGGGAGCAAACUCUGCAACAAAGGGUCCAUUAAGAAGAAUAUGGCAAAGAAAGCUUACCUACUUCAGAAUUUUCUAGUAUUAGGGAAUGAAAAGGUCAGCUCAUUAAACAAUGAGAUUAAUUGAAAAUAAAAAGACUUUGACUAGGAAAUUGGUGUGAAUAAAAACCCGCUGCCAUGGAGUUUCUAAUGACUGAACCUGGGAGCUGUUGUCAUAGUGUUCAUGUAUUCUCCGUAGCCCUGCUCAUCUCUGAAAUUAACAUUUUAAGCCCCAUCAAUUGAUUAACAUUUUGCCAGUACAGGGUGUUCAGAUUCAUAUUUCAAAUGUUGGGUUACAAAAAUGAAAAUAGCAGAAAGUCCGAUCUUAUACAAAUAAGGUGCAUGUCACCAUGGUGAGUCAGUUAAUUAUCUACUGCUACAGGCCCACCCCUAACCUGUAUCAGUUUCAGAAAAUGAAUGAAUAAAUACCUGUCUCCUACAGAGUGCAGUGCAGUGGUGCAAUACCAAAAACAGACAAUUUAAUACAAGACUGUAAGUUAAAUGAUAUUUUUACAAAUAUUUAAAAAAUAUCGUUGAUCACCUAAAUAAGGAUCAUACUUCAUCAUUUUCUAAGCUAAUCCUGUUUUUCAGUGCAUCUGAAUACAAAUAGAGCCCACAUGUAAUAAAAGUCUUGAAGAAGCAAACUUAAGUAUAAGUAGUAAAAACACAUAAUAUACCUGAUCAGUAAAAUUAAAGGGAUAAAUGUAAAUGGACAGAAGCUGUAACUGCAUAAUAAUCUUUUGAAUAACAGGAAAGAGGAUGAAAAAUAACAUGAAGAUGAAUAUGAAGUAUUAUGUACUGUGAUUCUGAGUAAGAAAUUAAAUUAAGGAGAGGAACAGACAACUAAACACUAACUGAGCUGAAUUGCAUGACUGGAUCUUAUGUCCUGAAAAACCUGUUUGUGUUCUUCCAUCCUGGAAGCAGUUAAAACUUCAUUCUUUCACUCUUUGUAAUAUUAUGAAAACAGCAAAUACCUCGAGGUUUUGGAGGCGAUUUCCACAGCGCAGUCACUGUAAACUUUUAAAGAGACCUGCAAUCUUCUCACACCAGCCUUCUUACUAUGCCAAAGCGUCACUAUGCAACUCCUGGUGGCUCCUGCUAAGUGAAUCUCUUGCUGUGCUGAGUUUGACUGAAGGAAACUCUUGGUGAAAAUUUCAAAAGAAAGACUACUUUUUCUCUCUUUUGGUUUUGGUGUUCUGUUCAAUUAUUUAAUUCUUUUAAAAUGAAAGUGUUUCUUUCUGCUGAAUUAAUUUGCAUUUGGCUAUGCAAUACUUUUUUAAUUCAUCUCCUAUGUGUCCUCAAUUUAUCAUUUAAUUUUUUUUUUAUUUUAUAAUGUCUCCUUACCCAGAGACUCUCUGCCUGCUUGAAUUAUUCUCUCAGUCCACAUAAUUUUAGUUUUAGUUUUUAUUGUAAUUUGCUUAAAUUACAUUGUAAUGGUGCUUAAUGUUAAAUAUGGUGUUCAAAAUAAAUAUUUAUUUGAAAAUUCCCUAGAAGGGUAUGCUGAGAAUAGGGUGACUAGUCUGUCCAGCUCAGUGUGUUGCCACAGUAACCCUCUUGAGGAUAACUGGGAUGGUUUGAAAAUUGGUUAGAACUGAAGCAGCUAAGUAUGACAUUACAAACAAAAAAGACAUUAAUUCAAAAAAAAUAAAAUAGGGAUGAAGACAAAGUACCCAGCCAGCACAUAAAAUAAUCUCUCAAUAUAUGCAGCUGGAAAUGCAGUUGUGUGUAACAAAAGCAUUGAAAUACAGGAACCAUGGAUUGGAUAUAACCUGUUGAGAAAAGACUGCAUCUGUACAGGAAGAACAUCUUAGCAAAUCCAUGGACUAAUUCUGGAUGAUGGACAGCUUCAUCUAGGAGGCCGUUGAAACAUGGCAUCAGUGGGCUUCACGACAUUACUGUUUGCAGUGUUGUCAGGAGGAGGUGCGGAAGGUUAUAUGGGCUAAAUUUAAUGGACGUGAUCACCUUUAUCUGCCCCAUUUUCCUCUCCAGUGCCAGAUUGUGUACUGCCUCUCUUGUGAAAUGAUUCCAUGGCUGUAAUAAAAGAAGUUUAAGCUGCUAGUCCGUAAGGCUUUAUGCUGGAUCAUUAAACUGGAGCACCACUUAAUCACAUUGGUUUGAUAAAAAACAUUAAAAGCUUCUUUAAGAGACGAGUGCAGCUUCACCUCAGAUGAACUUUUGUCUCCCUUUUCCACCAAAUAAGGAGACACCUUAAGGCUGAAUAUACAAUAUGAACUUUUUGGCUUUCCUGAAAUUACCCAGUUUCAUGAUGUAAUCACUUUAAGUGACUGUUUUGAUUUUUUUUGGCAUGCAAAAGUCUAAAUAUGUAUAUAAGGAAUGUAUAAAUGUAAUAUGCUUGUAUAUGUGUAUUUACGUGAUUGUUUUAUUCUUCUCAUAUGUAAAAAUUGUGUGUAUUGUUGCCAUUACAAAUGUACUGGCAUUGUAACAAGAUGCCUCCUAUUGGUCGCUCCAACCUAUAAUAAAAUAGGAAAAAUAACAAAUGAUGUGUGUUUAAAAAAAAAUAAAAA